This is a messenger RNA of Orcinus orca (killer whale), 912 nucleotides long. Its product is annotated as 40S ribosomal protein S6-like. Gene Ontology annotation, biological process: translation. Gene Ontology annotation, molecular function: structural constituent of ribosome. Gene Ontology annotation, cellular component: ribosome. NCBI's taxonomy places the organism in Eukaryota, Metazoa, Chordata, Mammalia, Artiodactyla, Delphinidae. The record is from RefSeq and is a predicted model, not a curated record.
AUGAAAACAGCCAUCUCUAGUGAAAGCUCCUUAUGGCUGCUUAAAAGUACCCUAGCAAAAACGAAACACAUAGCUCUUUUUUGUGGCGCCCCGGAGACGGUCAGCCGCUUCAGAAUAAAGCUGAACAUUUCUUUCCCGGCCACUGGCUGCCAGAAACUCAUUGAAGUGGACGAUGAACGAAAACUUCGUACCUUUUAUGAGAAGCAUAUGGCCACAGAAGUUGCUGCUGACACUCUGGGUGAAGAAUGGAAGGGUUAUGUGGUCCAAAUCAGUGGUGGGAACGACAAACAGGGUUUCCCCAUGAAGCAGGGUGUCUUGACCCAUGGCCGAGUCUGCCUGCUACUGAGUAAGGGGCAUUCCUGUGACAGACCAAGGAGGACUGGAGAAAGAAAGCGCAAAUCUGUACGGGGUUGCAUUGUGGAUGCCAAUCUGAGCGUUCUCAAUUUGGUCAUUGUAAGGGAGAAGGAUAUUCCUGGACUCACUGAUACUACUGUGCCUCAUCGCCUGGGGCCCAAAAGAGCUAGCAGAAUCCACAAACUUUUCAAUCUCUCUAAAGAAGAUGAUGUCCAUCAGUAUGUUGUGAGAAAGCCCCUAAACAAAGAAGGUAAGAAACCUAGGACCAAAGCACCCAAGAUUCAGCGUCUUGUUACUCCACGUGUUCUGCAACACAAACGUCGGCGAAUUGCUCUGAAGAAACAGUGUACUAAGAAAAAUAAGGAAGAGGCUGCAGAAUAUGCUAAACUUUUGGCCAAGAGAAUGAAGGAGGCCAAAGAAAAACGCCAUGAACAGAUUGCCAAGAGACGGAGGCUGUCCUCUCUGAGAGCUUCUACUUCUAAGUCUGAGUCCAGUCAAAAAUGAGAUGUUCUAAGAGUAACAAAUAAAUAAGAUCAGACAUUAAAAAAAAAAAUGAAA